Drosophila willistoni is the source of this 888-nucleotide messenger RNA. It is a transcript of the gene GstO3, whose product is annotated as pyrimidodiazepine synthase. Gene Ontology annotation, biological process: glutathione metabolic process. Gene Ontology annotation, cellular component: cytoplasm. The transcript has 2 exons. Lineage: Eukaryota; Metazoa; Arthropoda; Insecta; Diptera; Drosophilidae. The record is from RefSeq and is a predicted model, not a curated record. Gene Ontology annotation, molecular function: glutathione dehydrogenase (ascorbate) activity; glutathione transferase activity. Bases 109 to 825 code for a protein of 238 amino acids.
CAGUUGAGUUUCAAACGUUCACGGCCUCCGUUCGCAACAUUGAAAGAGCCUUUCCGUACACACAAACAAAUCCCCAAGUAACUAAGAGUUCCAACUAUAAUUGAAAAAAUGUCGAAGACCAUAACAACCGAACAGUUGGGAAAAGGUGCUGCCAAGCCCGCCCUGACCGAUGAUGGAAUCCUACGUCUGUAUUCUAUGCGUUAUUGCCCAUACGCCCAGAGGGCCCAUCUAGUGCUUAAUGCCAAAAAGGUGCCUUAUCAUGUCAUUAACAUUAAUCUCCUGGAGAAACCCGAAUGGCUGAUUGAGGUGAGCGCUCUGCUUAAAGUGCCUGCCCUGCAGUUGGUCGAAGAGAAGGAUAAGCCAUCACUUAUCGAAUCGCUGGUCAUCAGCGAGUAUGUAGAUGAGAAAUAUCCCCAAAAUCCACUUCUAUCCAAGGACCCAUUGAAGAAGGCACAGGAUAAGAUUCUAUUGGAGCGUUUUAGUGCCAUUACCAAUGCGUUCAUGAAGAUUUUGCUUCAAAAAACUGGACUCGAUGAUUAUUGGCAAGGCGUUGAUAUCUUCGAGGAGGAGUUGAAGAAACGUGGAACACCAUUCUUUGGCGGCGAGAAGCCUGGCUAUGUGGACUAUAUGAUUUGGCCCUGGUUCGAGCGUUUGGCCGUUGUCAAAUAUCAAUUCGAAGAUCAAUACAAUUUUGAUGAGAAGCGCUUUGAGAAUAUUGGCAAAUGGAUCGCUCUCCUGAAGCAAGAUCCGGUGGUUCAAUCUUAUAUUGCAUCUGAUGAGGCUCAUAUCAACUUCUGGAAGGCUCGUUUCGCGGCCAAGAAGUAAAUGGAUUUCGUUACAAAUAUUUUAUUAAAUGAAGAAAAAAAAAUGAAAAAAAACUAACAAAUA